GCCCUCAUCUCCUUCUAUUGACGUUGGAUUGGAUACUGAUCUGGAGUUUACUGUAUUCUACAGGCUAAUCAAUUUCACUGAGCCUUGUGCAAACUAUAAAAAAUCAGUCAACAGGGCAGUCUGAGUCUAUUUAGCCAACUGUGUUUUUAGUCCUUGACCAUUGGAGGAAGGCGUCAGUAAGAGCCCCUGCGCUCGGUCUGAACAUUAUGACACGCAUUGCUUGCGGUACGGUUUUGGGAACCAAAGGACCUUUCAUAUCAGCGAGAAACAAUUUUCAAAAAGCAUCAAGUUGACACACACCUUGACAGGGUUCUUGUUCCCACGCGACCAUCUCCACGUUAUAGCGUGGAAGACCGAGGGACCGCUAAUUAACUAGUAUUGUACGCGCCAAACACCUGCGUGUGACACAAAGAAGGCUGCCAGAAAUGCGUUAUCGCUGAGAAACACUUGACUGCAAAGCCGGUCAAAACAGUGUAGCCUACAGGACAUGAAGGGCGACGUCACUCAAAUGAACAGCAAAGGUCAGGUCCCUGUCCAGAUGAACCCAAGCAGUCAAAGACGGGAGGCCCCAGGAGGCCUUUUGGACUCGGUGAUGAAAGCGGUCAUCGUCAUUGGAUCUGGCCUCUUUGUCCUGGCAGCCUUUGGGAACUCCUUAACAUGGCAUCUGCAGAGGUUUUGGGGAGCAUCAGGAGACUUCUGGCAAAACCAGUGGACCAAAGUGCACCAGAGGUGGGAGGGACACGAGACAGCUUUGUUCUAUGCCGGGGCGAUGUUUGUGCCUUUCGUGGCUUUCUGGGGGUCCAAUCUUCUGCUCAUGCUGGUUGAUUACACUGGAAUGCCCAACUUCAUCACCCGUUACAGAAUACAGGUGGACAAGAACAACCCGGUUGACCCAGUGAAGCUGCGCCACGCGGUGAAGACGGUGGUCUUCAACCAGCUCUUCAUCUCUGUUCCCAUGGUGGUGGUGUGCUGGGCGGUUAUGUUUUCUAGUGGGAAUCCCUGCGGCCCAGAGCUGCCCACCUUCCACCGAGGCCUGUUGGAGAUGGCCUUCUGCGCCGUGCUGGAGGAGCUUAUGUUCUACUACUCGCACAGGCUGUUUCACCAUCCUGCCCUCUACAAGCAUUUCCACAAGCAGCACCAUGAGUGGACGGCUCCCAUCGGAGUGGUCUCUCUCUACGCCCAUCCUCUGGAGCACGUGCUGUCCAACAUGCUGCCUGCCCUGAUCGGCCCUGUUAUCCUGGGUUCCCACCUGGUCACAACCACCCUGUGGUACGCUCUGGCUCUGGUCAGCACCACCAUCUCCCACUGUGGCUACCACCUCCCCUUCCUGCCCUCCCCUGAGUUCCACGACUACCACCACCUCAAGUUCAACCAGAACUUUGGAGUCCUGGGGGUUCUGGACAGGCUACAUGGGACCGACGCUAACUUCAGGAAGACCAAGGCUUACGAGCGUCACACCCUGCUGCUCAGCCUCACCCCUCUGACCGAGAGCAUCCCAGACCCCCCCAAGAAGGUCCAGUGAUUCUCCCCCGUCACUUCUGAC
Messenger RNA from Oncorhynchus keta (chum salmon), 1543 nucleotides. It is a transcript of the gene faxdc2, whose product is annotated as fatty acid hydroxylase domain containing 2. NCBI's taxonomy places the organism in Eukaryota, Metazoa, Chordata, Actinopteri, Salmoniformes, Salmonidae. Gene Ontology annotation, biological process: sterol biosynthetic process. The transcript is spliced from 9 exons. The record is from RefSeq and is a predicted model, not a curated record. Gene Ontology annotation, molecular function: iron ion binding; C-4 methylsterol oxidase activity. The coding region runs from base 488 to 1522 and encodes 344 amino acids.